ACUGAGUGCAGGCGCGAUGCUGUUCCUUGAGUCGGAGAACAAGAUCAUUAAGGAGGUGCUGGAAGGCCGUCUGGGGGAGAAAGCGCCUCGCCCCGUACAGCCCUUGGAGAUCCGUCUGUGCGAUUUUGACGAUGUGCAGUAUGACAUGUCGAUCGCAGACAACCUCCUUACUGUCUCCAUGGCAUAUCCGCCCUACAAGACGCUGGAAGGAUUGGGUGCCAAGCAAAUGCUCGCAGCGAGGUACCCAGAAUUUCAAGUCGUCGCCCCGAAAGCCGGAUUUGACUUUUCGCUACAGGUUAAUGUGGAUGUGGUCACACCUGCUAAUGCUGCGUCCUUCAUUGAGCGCAUCUCAAUCCUGAAGCGCAACAUUAUGGGUGCUCCGUUUGAGCAGUGUUUCGAGGCGCUUCAGAACGGCAAUGCGAGCACCCUUGGUCCUGUGCAGAUCCCUUACCGUCGUAACGAGACGAUUUACGUGCUCCCUCAGGCCGACCGUAUCGUCGUUGUGUACUCGGUCUGCUUUGAGGACAAGACCGACCAGGCUAUCGCUCGUGUCUUCUUGCAGGAGUUUGUUGACACCCGACGCACCGUGAACAAUGCGCCACCUGUUGCAUUUGGCAAGGACCCUCCGCUCGAGCUGCGUGGAGCCCCAGGAUUGCGUCAUUCGCCUGACCUCGUGGGCUAUCUGAGCCUUGCGAUCUUCCCCACGCAUGUGGACACGACUGAAAAGCGCAUCAAGGCGGCGACUUUGGUGCAGGGUCUACGCAACUACCUCCACUAUCACAUCAAGGCCUCUAAGACUCUUGAACCGUGCGCGUCCCGAAAAGGACCAGUCCAAGACCCAGAAGAAGACCAUCACUGGCCGAACUUUCGCGCGCGCUUAGGCAAAGACAUGGUCUUCUGUCGUCCCUACGAUAACCUUGAACUUGACCCUCAUUUUUCGGUGAUCGAGAGUAAUCAAUUUCAAAAGGUUUUUAUCCUCUCAAUUCACAGCAUCCCAUUGGCAACAAUGCUUUCACUGCUGUCUCGCGCGCAGCCACGCGCGAGGGUGCUGCGUGGCCUCCGCAGCCAGUUUCUGGCCUCCAGCUCUACUAGUGCUUCCGGUGAAGAGGUGACCGCAGUUAUAGAAAAGAAGACAGUGCCGCAACAGCAGCAGCCGGUGGUGGAGACGACAUGGAACACUCUGGUGGUUGGCGAGAUUGUAGACUUCCACUCGCACCCUCAGGCGGACCGUCUGAACGUUUGUGCCGUCAACAUCGGCGACAAGGAUAAUUUGCUGCAGAUCAUAUGUGGCGCCCCUAACGUACGUCAAGGUGCGCGUGUGCCCGUGGCAAAAGUGGGAACCAGGUUGGCCAUCAAGGAGCCCGAGACAGGCGAGCUAAAGAAGCUCAAGAUCAAGAAGUCCAAACUGCGUGGAGAAGUCUCUCAAGGCAUGAUCUGCUCGGAGGCGGAGCUUGGACUGACGGACGAGAGCGACGGCAUCCUUAUCUUCGAAGACGAUGCUGAAGUGGGGGGCCUAGUGCUUGAACACGGGACGAUUGCCACCCGCCUGAAAGCACGAGGAAUAUCGGUCCCGACGCCUCAGCCGAAGGUCACUGCUGCUUCAAUCCAACCGGAGCCAAACCAGGAAUAAAGUGGUGGAAGUUGCCUCGAACGGGUAGAGAGAGAUACUGUAGACAUAACACGUAUGCGAAAAAGCUAAACUGUUUUUGUCUUCUUG
Molecule: messenger RNA, 1717 nt
Organism: Phytophthora infestans T30-4
Lineage: Eukaryota; Oomycota; Peronosporomycetes; Peronosporales; Peronosporaceae
Product: actin-related protein 2/3 complex subunit, putative
Exons: 8
Coding region: 17-1630 (537 amino acids)
Biological process (GO): actin filament polymerization; Arp2/3 complex-mediated actin nucleation
Cellular component (GO): actin cytoskeleton; Arp2/3 protein complex
Molecular function (GO): tRNA binding; structural constituent of cytoskeleton; actin filament binding
Source: RefSeq, a predicted model, not a curated record